Centruroides sculpturatus (bark scorpion) is the source of this 2064-nucleotide messenger RNA. RefSeq names its product piggyBac transposable element-derived protein 2-like. The coding region runs from base 88 to 1971 and encodes 627 amino acids. The record is from RefSeq and is a predicted model, not a curated record. The transcript has 2 exons. NCBI's taxonomy places the organism in Eukaryota, Metazoa, Arthropoda, Arachnida, Scorpiones, Buthidae.
UUAAUAUUUUUUCAACAGCUUCAGAAUCCUGCAGAAAUAGGUACACUGAUUGGCCAGAAGCAUUCUGAUGAUAGUUGCAGCUUUGAUAUGAAGACAUUUUCUCAACCUGAUGAAAAUAGUGCAUUAUUAUUCUGUACUAAAGGAAACUCUUCUGCUUCUGAAGAAAUUUUACCAGAUACUGAACUUAUUGAUAGUAUAGUCAAAGAGGAAAAUAACAAAGAUGAUGAUGAACUUCAGCAAAUUUUAUUUGAAAGUGAUGAUGAUGAAGAUGGAAGUGUUCACAAUGACAGUGAUGGUGAUUUAUUAUAUGAAGCUGAUAUUGAAAGUGAUGAUGAAGAAAUUGAUUUAUAUUCUAUUUCGGAAGAACUUUUUCAAAAUGUUGCAGAUACAAGUGCAUCUACAUCAACAUUAACAGGAUCUCCAUUGUUGGAAAAUCCAUUUAUUUCUUGGUCCUCAAACGUGGAUAAUAGUAAAAUAUUUUUGAGCAGCUUUGAGAAUAAUUCAGGUCCUGUACAUAAUCUACCGCCUGGUUCUCCUUGUCAUUCUUAUUUCAAAUUGUUAUUCACGGAAAAUAUGGCAGAAGACAUUCGAAUAAACACAAACAAAUAUGCAGAAUUUGUUGCCAAAAGUACAGGUAUAAUUGAUAAAUUAUGGACACCAAUAAAAUCAACAUCAGAAAUAUGGGCUGUAAUCUCAAUUAUUCUUAUUAUGGGUAUAGUAAAAUUGCCUGCAGUUCACUAUUAUUGGUCUAGCCAUCCCGCGCUUGGGAACGAGAUGAUAAAGAAACUAAUGCCACGAAAUCGCUUUCAGAGAAUACUCAAAUAUUUUCAUUUAUCUAACAGAGAAAAAGAAUUGCCAAGAGAAAAUCCUCAAUUUAAUUUGCUUCAAAAAUUGGAGCCAUUUAUGUCUUUUCUGAAAGAAAAUUAUCAAAUAUAUCUUUCUCCUCCUCAAAAUCUUUUGAUCUCUGAAGCACUGUUUAAGUACAAAGGGCGUUCAGGAGUAGUACAAUAUAAACCAUUGAAUAUGGCAAAACAUGGGCUGAAAAUUUGGAUGCUUUGCACAUCAAAUAAUGAAUAUGUGUAUAAUUUUGAAGUAUGCUUUGGGGGAAAUGACACAAUACCAUGUAGUGGGAAAGGACAGGGUUAUGAUGUUGUAAUGCAGUUGACACAUGUUCUGCAUCAACCAUUUCAUCAUUUGUAUUUCAAUAGAGUUUUCUCAAGUAUACAAUUGAUGAUAGAUCUGCUUGCAAAAAAUAUUUAUGCCUGUGGAACGAUAUUUCCUAACAGAAGGUAUCUUCCCACAACCUUAAAAGCAUUAAAAUGUAACCAAAAUGAAAUAUUUGUUCAGCAAUGCAAAGAAUGUCCAAAUUUACUAUACUCAACUUGGUAUGACAAUAAACCCAUAAACAUAGUUUCUACUAAUGAGAAAAUGGGUAUCACAUACAUGAAAAAAAGUAAAGGAGGGGAAUUGAAUAUAGUACCUACUACAUGCCCUACUGUUUAUUCAAAUUUUAAUAAGUUUAUGGGUGCAUUUAAUUUUGUUGAUCAAAAUAGAAUAUAUAAUAUUUCAAGAAAAUCAGCUAAGUGGUGGUUUUAUCUAUUUUGGUUUUUGUUGGAUACCACCCUACAAAAUGCUUAUUAUUUAUAUGUUUUGACCAAUAAUCCUUCGACAAAGAAAAGGAUGGAUGUCCGGCAGUUCAGACUUCAGGUCAUCGAUGGCCUGUCAAGAAAUUUCAGCAGCCGCAAAAGAAGGGGUAGAGUUAGCGAAGUAAUUGCACCAAUUACCGAAGGAAAUGUGCAUCUGCAUAAAAAGGUGAAAAUCGAUGGGCGAAAGAGAACGUGCGUACAGUGUCGGCGGCACAAUCGUAAAACUAUUUCGAAUCGAUGCAUAGAAAGCUCUUGGGAAUGUACUUAUUGCAAUGUCUGUUUAUGUGCAAAAUGCUUUGAACCAUAUCAUCAAGAAAAUAUGUAAUUUUGUCAUUCCAUAAAAAAAAAAUUUAGUUUUAGAAUUAUAAUUAUAAAAAUAUUCUGUUUAAUAUUUCUGUUUAUAUUAAAAAAAAUCUUC